Messenger RNA from Cottoperca gobio, 2136 nucleotides. RefSeq names its product carcinoembryonic antigen-related cell adhesion molecule 20-like. NCBI's taxonomy places the organism in Eukaryota, Metazoa, Chordata, Actinopteri, Perciformes, Bovichtidae. The record is from RefSeq and is a predicted model, not a curated record. The transcript has 12 exons. Bases 1 to 2136 code for a protein of 711 amino acids. Gene Ontology annotation, molecular function: metal ion binding.
AUGCAGGAUGAAGGACCUGUGGAUCUGAGCACAGACUCGGAGUACGCAGAUCCAGAUGUGCAGGUGCAGGUGAGUAGAUUGUUUUCUCCCUGGGCAGAGCUGCAGUGUCACAGCACCUGUCAUCUGCCUGAUCGUCCUUCAUACCUCUGGUACAAGAACGGACAGAACCUUCAGGAGGAAACUUCUUCUUCAUAUUCAGACUACGUUGAUGCUGCAGACAGCUUUUCCUGUGCUGUGAAAGGACACGAGGGUUUCCCUGCUCCUUCAGUGUGUGUCUAUGGUCAAAGCUGCCACAGAGUGACUUACACUGACAGAAGCAUCUGCGCCCCCUCAGGCUCUUCAGUGGACAUUUCUUGCACUUACUACAGUGUUGGAUCUGUCACAUCUAAAUUCUGGUUCAGUCCUGAGCGUAGUCAUCAGUGGGGGGAUCCUAACAAACCUCAGGACCUCAGUGAAGACUCCCAGUACACAGGUCGUGUUCAGGUCCUACCAGCAGAGAGAGGACGCUCCACUCUGAGGAUCUCUGACCUGAGAGCGACAGAUUCAGCUCAGUAUCACUUCAGAUACAAGACACGAGGCUUUGAAUGGAGGAGCAGUUUACCUGGUACCACUCUGACUGUCACAGAUGCAGAUGUGCAGGUGCAGGUGAUCUGGUCUCCUUCUGGUCCAAAGCUGCUUUGUCACAGCAGCUGUCUUCUCACCGGACGUUCUUCCUUUGUUUGGUACAAGAAUGAAACGAUGAUUCAGGAAGAAACAUCUGCUUCUUAUGGACAAGACGUUCAUGCUGCAGACAGUUAUUCCUGUGCUUACCAGAGUUACCGCUCUGCUGCAGUGUAUGCUCCGAGGCUUCCCUCUGUGUCACUGAGUCCCUCUGGGGACAUUAUGAAGAACGAUUCAGUGACUCUGAGCUGUAGCAGUGAUGCUAACCCAGCAGCUAAAUACACCUGGUACAAGGGGGAACAACUGUUCAUUGAGAAACAACAGCUCAUCUUCAGCUCCAUCCAGUCCUCUCACUCUGACCAGUACUACUGUGAAGCUGAGAACGAGCUGGGGAGGAGGACGUCUCAAUAUGUCUUUAUUAAUGUGAAAUAUGGUCCAAAGCUUCCCUCUGUGUCAGUGAGUCCCUCUGCUGAGAUAGAGGAGGGCAGUUCAGUGACUCUGAGCUGUAGCAGUGAUGCUAACCCAGCAGCUACGUAUACCUGGUACAAGGGGAAGCAACAACUGCUUCAGGGAACAGAAGGGAGUUAUCACUUCACCUCCAUCAGCUCUGAGGACAGAGGGAUCUACUACUGCAAGUCUGAGAAUCAACAUGGACACAUCAUGUCAUCGUCUCUCUCAGUAGAUGUCCAGUAUGGUCCAAAGCUUCCCUCUGUGUCAGUGAGUCCCUCUGCUGAGAUAGAGGAGGGCAGUUCAGUGACUCUGAGCUGUAGCAGUGAUGCUAACCCAGCAGCUAACUAUACCUGGUACAAGGAGGAUGAAGACUCACCAAAAGAAUCAGGACAGAACUUCACCAUCACUGACUUCAGAUCUGAACACAGUGGGAAUUAUUACUGUGUAGCUCAGAACAGCAGAGGACGUCGUGACUCCACCUUACACCUGACUGUUGGGGCAGGUGCAUGGACAUCAGCAGCGACAGGAUCCAUCACUGCUGUUCUGCUGGCUUUCACGUUCCUCGCCGUCGUCCUAUGGAUUAGGAGAAGAAAGUCCAUCACACAACAGUCUGCAAAAAGACCCGACACCAGAGAACAGCUGAACCUGGAUCAGGUGCAGGACGACCUUCACUACUCCAGCAUCCGCUUUCCCUCAGAACCAGGAAGAGGCUCUCUACUCCAACGUCGGAGUAGCUCAGACCCGCAGACAGGGGCGGAGCUGGGGAGCAGCAAGCUGGUGAUGAGGUACCCAGACCGUUGGGUCCAGCGCACCCUGCCCCCCCCACAAAGGACCAACACCAGCCUCGGCUCCAACGUUGCGGGAACACAGCAGAGCUUAUUCGCCCCGGGGUCCAGACGGUGUGUUCCUAUAGAUGGAGACGAGUGCUUCUACUGGCGGACAACAGGCUGUUUCUAUGGCGACAAGUGCCGCUUCAAACACAUACCAGACGAACAAGGUCGAGACAAAAAAACAUGGCAACCCUAA